Molecule: messenger RNA, 4644 nt
Organism: Thunnus maccoyii (southern bluefin tuna)
Lineage: Eukaryota; Metazoa; Chordata; Actinopteri; Scombriformes; Scombridae
Product: solute carrier organic anion transporter family member 1C1-like
Exons: 15
Coding region: 553-2655 (700 amino acids)
Biological process (GO): transmembrane transport; sodium-independent organic anion transport
Cellular component (GO): membrane
Molecular function (GO): protein binding
Source: RefSeq, a predicted model, not a curated record
AGUAGGCCUACAGAUAAUUUUUUUUCAUUUUCCUGUGAAAGCCUGUUCUGAACCCUCCAGAAUUGCGGAGUCAGUCCAAGAAAAAGGAGGCAGCGGGGGCCACCUACUUUUCCGAGCGCAUCUAACGCACCAUAUCUCCAAACAGCAUUUUCAGUGGCAUGGACCGGUGAAGACAUGUUGCAGGAGAUAAAAAUCCCUAUUUGAUUUCGAUCAGUCUGCCCGAGAGUUACCGUGAAGUCGGCUGGAAAUGAACUCUGAAGAUACACGUCGGUCUCUGAGUAUUAAUGAUAAGAGUCGGCGCGUCUCCUCUUCUGCCAUCCACAUGAGAAGUUUGACCGGAGCUGGCUGAAGGGAGCUGGCUACCUGUGUUUCCGAUCGGCUGUUGAAUCUCUAAAGCUCAAUCAACUGGACGACUGUUUGACAGGACACUGAGGAAACCUGAUGCUCCUGCUGGAUAUCCCAGCUGCAUAGCAAGGGUUGCAUGCAUCAGUGCCAAGAAAUUGCAUUACGUGGUAGACUUCUGCUAAGAAGACACAGAGACAUUUCUGGAGGAUGGAGGUGGGGGCUGAGCAAGGCCGCGCGCAGGAGAAUGGACGCAGUGACACCGCAGCCAAAGAACCGCGCUCCUCUCCAUGCUCCAGCCUGAAGAUGUUUCUGGUGGCUUUGUCCUUUGCCUAUUUUGCAAAAGCUCUGUCGGGGAGCUACAUGAAGAGCACAAUAACUCAGCUGGAGAGGCGCUUUGACAUCCCCAGUUACCUAAUAGGUGUCAUUGACGGGAGCUUCGAGAUAGGUAACCUGUUGGUGAUAGCUUUCGUCAGUUACUUUGGUGCUAAGCUCCAUAGGCCAAAGAUCAUUGCAGUAGGUUGUGUACUGAUGUCCAUUGGCACCUUCAUCAUUGCUCUGCCUCACUUCAUCAUUGGACGCUAUGAAUUUGAAACAUCGGUGCGGUGGGUAGUGAACUCAACCCUUAACCCCUCUCCAUGUCCGGUGGGCUCACCAGCUGACCUCACCCAAGAUGGUAAAAUACCUGACGUUCCAGCUAAAGGUUGUGAGGGAGAUUCCAACCUGUCUAUGUGGAUCUAUGUGCUCCUGGGAAAUGUCCUGCGGGGGAUUGGAGAGACGCCUGUUCAGCCUCUUGGGAUCUCUUAUAUAGAUGAUUUUGCAAGCGAGGAGAAUGCUGCUCUAUAUGUUGGCUGUGUCCAGACCAUUUCGGUGGUUGGACCUGUGUUUGGCUAUCUACUAGGCUCACUUUGUGCCAAAAUCUAUGUGGACAUUGGAUUUGUGAAAAUGGAAACCAUCACAAUCACCCCAGCUGACGCUCGCUGGGUUGGGGCCUGGUGGCUGGGCUACCUCAUAGCUGGGGUCAUCACCCUACUCUCUGCCAUCCCAUUCUGGUUUCUGCCCCGCUCCCUGCCCAUGUCAGGGCCCCGGGGCCCAGAAAGACCAGAGCAGACAAGUUUCAUCAAAGACUCUCCCCUUAUGAAGCACAAGUACCCAGCAGACGAACAUACUAGUUUCCUAGAAAUGGCCAAAGACUUUAUUCCAACCCUGCGAACUCUGCUGGGACACCCUGUGUAUUUGAUCUACCUGUGUGUGACAAUCAUCCAGCUGAACUCUCUUAUUGGCAUGGUCACGUAUAAGCCGAAGUACAUUGAGCAGCACUUCAGGCAGUCUGCGUCAAAGGCCAACUUCCUGAUGGGCGUGAUCAAUAUCCCGGCUGUAGCACUGGGGAUGUUUUCUGGUGGUCUGCUGAUGAAGAGACUUAAGCUGAACAUCAUGGGAGCAGCCAGGUUUGCCUUUGGCACAUCUCUGAUUGGUUAUAUCCUGUCGUUGUUCUUCUUUGCCAUGAGCUGCGAGAAUGCCAAGGUAGCCGGGGUAACACUUUCAUACAACAGCAUGGAAGGGGUAUCUUAUGAUAAACACCCCGUGUUCACCGCCUGCAACUCAGACUGUUUUUGUUCAGCGAGUGACUGGGACCCAGUCUGUGGAGAGAAUGGCAUCACGUAUGUUUCUCCCUGCCUUGCUGGCUGCAGCAGCUCUGCUGGCUCAGGGAAAAACACUGUCUUCUCUAACUGUAGCUGUGUCGGUGUGGCCGGUAACUUUACAGCCAGUACAGGACAGUGCCCUCACAAGGACGACUGUGACAGGAUGUUCCCGUACUUCCUGGCUCUCUCUGUCAUCACUUCCUUUAUCAUCUCCCUCGGGGGAACACCAGGCUACAUGCUUCUCAUCAGGUGCAUCAAACCACAGCUGAAAUCUUUGGCCUUGGGUUUCCAUGCUCUGGCAACACGUACACUCGCGGGGAUCCCGGCGCCUAUUUACUUUGGAGCAAUCAUUGACACCACAUGUCUAAAAUGGGGCCAGAAGAGGUGCGGAGGCAUAGGAGCCUGCAGAAUCUACAACACUACUGCAUACAGGAUAGCAUACCUGGGCUUGACUCUGAGCCUGCGGACUAUCUCGUUUGUUAUUUGCAUCCCGGGCUUCAUUCUGCUCAGCAGACAGCUGAAGAAGGAGGAAAGAAACGCCAUCCACGGAGCCCUGGCCAAUGGCGGAACAGAGCUGGAGGCACUCAGGAAGGAAGAGUUUGUGAUCUCUAAUUCUGACCAGUCACAACGAACGGCAGACAACAGCACAGACAGGGAGACACGGCUGUGACAGAUUCAGCAGAACUGACAAUACUGCCCCCCCCCGUCUCCAUCACACACACACCAUAGAUGAACAAAUGCAAACAUACACACAUACCUAUAUAUAUACACACACACACAUAUAUAUACAAAUGAGAUUUGCAGGGAAUCACAUAUUAUAUAUGAUCAUCUCAUACAAAGCAUAAAUUCUAUAUUUGUACUACUGGACCUUUGAAGGCUUUGUGAAAUUGACAAAUUUGAUAUAACUGAAAUAUUUCUCUUGAAUGUACAUGCUGUUAAUUUUCCUCAUAAAGAAAAGUAUAACACUAUUUCGAUGGGAAAUGUGACUUGUACAGACUACUGCAAAAACAGUGUAAUUCUGAACACCAGCACCUAUGAAGCUGCCUCUUUAAGGGUUUUUCUUUCAAAUGAAGAUUUUCUUCCUGACAUCACUGCUCUGUUCUUAUAUAGAAGAAGAGAAGUGGCCUUACAUACAUGACACUAAAUUUAAACAAAAGAAAAGAAAAACAGGAAAAGGCCUUCAGAUAGACAGGGAGUGAAUUUUUUCAGGAUUUUACAUAGAAAAGAUAAGCAGGUUCUUUUAGAAAUAUAUAUUUCAGAAACCUUCAGAGGGCUCGGCAGCGGUCGGUUUGACAUAUGUGCCUCAUUCACUCAACAGUUACCUUUAAAUCAUCUGUGUGUCAUCUGUCUCACUGAUAGAGUUUUGGCACAUUUUGAACAGAUGCAUAUCAAACUAUUUCAUUUUACACUUUUUACAUUUCAGACUGAAUGUAAGUCUUUGCACUCAUAUAGAAACAUGUUUUAUUUUUGACUAACUUAAACUUUUUUUUCUGUAAGUCCACACUUAGGUCUGAUUGUAUUUUGUGUUGUGCUCUUUCAAGAUGUAAACUCUGUCCUUUGUUAUUCACACAAAAAAAUGGAAAUGAUAUUUUAAUGAGAUCUGAUAACCUGUUUGUUGAGUGGAGGCUGCUCUGAUUUCAAUAUUGAUAUCAACAAGGUGGCAGUACCAUAUUUAUACUAAAAAUUAGCAUCAUCCCUAGUGAACUCAUAUCCUGAUCUAGUGUUCUGAAGGAGGAAAAUGUUUCAUCAUAAAUAUACAGUACACUAAACGUUGUUAUGACACUGAAAAUGAAGAUUAAACUGACUUUGUGCAAAGGUAUCCAAAUGGGCCUCUUCAGUAUUGAACAGCCAUUUUUGUUUGAAACAAAAGGUUGAGCUGAACGCUUUCUCAUGUCCGCUGGUUGCCAUGUGUUGCGCCUUGGAUGAGGCAGAAUUUGUACUGUUGCAUUGAUAAAUGAUAUUGUACAUUGUCCCAGUUUUUAGGCAAGCAACCCCGCUGUGUGUGAAGUGUCACCACAGGAAGAGUGUGUUUAUGUUGCUGAUGUGUAUAAGCCCUGCUUUCACAUCUCCAGACAUUGCUAUCGGUUUCACUGGUCAGUCUGCUUUUAUGUUGUGUUGAGUUUUUUUGUGUGUAUUUUUGUGCGUACAUGGACUCGUGUGCCAAAAUCCAUUAACAGAAACAUCAUGGUCUUUUCUCAGGUGUUCAUUAUCAAGUUUUAUUCUUAUGAACAGCUCCAUCCCAAAAUCAGAACCCCAUCUCCUUGAAAUCUGACAAAAUAGCUACUGUAUUUCAAGACAAUUGUUUAAAAAAAACACAAUACUUUUGUCUUUAUAAAUGUAUAGCAUAUUACUGUUUUGUAAAAUUUUAUUUCCAAAGUGGAUAUGUGCCAUUUUGGCAAAUUGCAGUAUGUUGUGACUUUAUUGUCUUUUGAAUUCAGGUUCAGUUUCAGGCACAAGUGGCCAAGUACAGACUCAGAGAGAAGCAGCGAGAGGUAUAGAGGAAGGAAGUCAUUAUCUCAAUAAUGUAAGGCAUUUACUUGCAUUAAAGAAAUCAGAAUGUACAUAAUUUUCUUGGAUUAUUUUUGUAAAAUUUCAAAGAAUAUCUUUAAUGUAAUACUAAAAUAAAACUUUUAAUAUCCAAUCAAAUUAUGUGUUGGUG